UGGAUGGACAAUGUUUCCUUUUUUGAAGGAAAGCGCUUCACUGUCGAAUCUGAUCUGUCCAUGUCCACCAUCUCGCUUUCUCCCCACUCAGUCGGCGCACCUCUCCCCCCGAGACAUAAAGGGAACAACCAGACCCGCGCACACAGCAUGCAGCCGAAAAACAAGCCGUCCGUGGAUGCUCACACACGACUGACUGACUGAGGCAGGCAGGCAGCCUCGACUGGUCGGUCCAUCGACGGAUCACAUCUUGGUGUCCUACUCCUUCCAGUUGGCCUCUUCUUCCUGGUCCUUCUCCCUGUCCAUCUCCUCCAACUGUUUUCUCACCUUCUCCACCAAGCGAUGCUUCAUGACCGCCUCCGUGAGGUUUGAGGAAGCUUACUCGGGGCCCUUUUCUUCCUUUGAGGCUGCUCGGGCAACGGGCUUUGCAGCCUGUGGCGCUGGGGUGACGGCCUUCGGGAGCGGAGAAGGGGGCGGGGGUUGGACUUCGUGCGUGGCGGCUUCUUCUAUGGGUGGCUGUGCGGGUGCAGGUUCGAAACCAGAGCAGCAGCUAGUGUCGCCUCCCUUGAUGCAGCACUCUGUGCGCAUCGGGUAGAGGGAGUCGAAGUACAACCUCGCCUGAGCAUAUAUCGAUCAUCGACAGACAUGUCAGCAUCCGAACAUCUUUUCAUUGCCUUAGUUUUAUUGAGUGUCGUGUUGUACCUGCUCGGGUGUGGGUGCGACCCAUUCACCCAAACCGUCACUCCAGACGGUUUGGCUCUUGCGGUCGAACCAUGUCUCUCUCGUGUGGUCGAAGUACCAACCAGUCUCCGGGUGGCGCUCAAAGUCCGGGGCUGCCUCCUGCUGCAGCUGCUGCUGGUGCUGCUGCUGCUCGUCUCGAGGCGACACCGGCUUUGCUUGCUCCUCUUCCUGGGUGGUGGUGCUGGUGCUGGUGGUGCUGGUGGUGGGCGCUUUAUCAUCAUCAGCGGCGGCAGCAGCAGCAAGUGACGCAGGCGAGGAUGCGGUUCGCGGCAGAGAGCCGGUGUCGGUCACCCUCCUGUUUUGUUCUCGGGGUAUGGUGUCCUCCUGCACUGGUGGCUGCUGGGCGUGCGUGACGGCGGUCGGCCUGAUGGCACCGGCGGCCUGGGGGGCUGGAUGGACCGCCACAGGCCGGAUGGCCUGAGACGUGGCGGACUUCUGCCACGACUGAUGCAAGAUGGAUCCCACGAGAACACACGCCGUGAUUGUUAGCCUCUCUCUCUGUGUGUGUGUGUGUGUGCGUGUGUGUGUGGAAGAAGUGUCACGCCUCACUCACCUCGGCUUCUGCCAGCACCUUCCUUCUGUACUUCUCGAGCUCCUCCUCGGAGACCUUCUCGCGUGCGGGCUCCUCUUUGUCUUUCUUUUUUUUCUUGCCCUUCUUCCUGGUCUCCCUGACUUUCUUGACGUACUUGGCGCAGCACCGGCACUUGGAGAACACCAGCCGCUCCAGGUUGUCGUUGUAAAGCUCUAGCAGACGAGAGUAGUCGUCCGCCAUUUGUUCGAUCUGCGCGGCGGUGUCCUUGGCCGUGACCGUGCUGCGAGAGUUCUGGAUGGCCUUGUUGAUGAGGCCACUGAUGCGCUGCUCAUGCAUUGGCUUCAGCAAGAAGCUCUUGGCCUCGGCGAGGCCACCGCUGUUGCAGAGAAAGCGGUAGUCCGACAGCCAAGGGGCGCUGGCGUUGAAGCGCUCAGCGACCUCGCCAUCCGCUGUCUUGAUUGUGCGAUCGGUCAGUCCCCUGUCGAGUCUGUAGCCGAGGUAGUUGUUGAAGAUGCUGUUUUCGAGUUUUUCUCGGUAGCGCUUGAGCCGCUGGGAGUAGCACUUGAGGUUGUCCGGACAGGUGGCCUCGGCGCUCUGUCCCUGACCGUAGGAGCACUCCGCCGCUACACACACACACACACAUACACACACACAGAGGGAGACAGACAGACAGAAACAGAGGUGUGUAGUUAGUUACGUCAUGGGUGUGUGUUGGUCUGGCUGGCCGGUCUCCUUCCUUCGUUGCGUGCCUUGUGUGAAUUUUAUCUUCUGUCUCUGGACGGAGCUCCAUUCGGCCUCGUAUUUGUUCCUCUCAGCGGACCUUCUCUCGGGAUGGCUGCACACAAAUAUCUCUGCACACACGCCACGCGUGAGGGAGACGAAGAGACGCGUAGCAUCCAUCAGUCUAGCAGCGGAGGCGUUCGGGCAAGACACGCUACCUGCUCCCUCCGGCUGCGUGUCCAUUUCAAGCUCGGAGUCACUCGCCUCAACGAGUACGCCUGCAUACCACGCCACGCACACACGACAAUGGCAAGAGAGUCUCUCAGCGCAAAGCACCGUGCGAUUGGGUAAUAUUGGCAUCAGCGGCCAGUCGAGGGGCCCGGAGUCCAGCCGCAGGGCCCAGGACGAUGAGCAACACUGCAGGCAGGACUGUGAGGUCCGCCCGCGCCGUCAUGAUUGCGGUGGGCCGCCGGUGGCAGCCGUUAAGGAAUGACGAAACCCUGAGCUGCCGCAGCACAACCAGCAGCCGACACUAAGUAUACCGGCUUCCUUGAGAUAAGAACCCC
Molecule: messenger RNA, 2556 nt
Organism: Vitrella brassicaformis
Lineage: Eukaryota; Vitrellaceae
Source: the annotation of a GenBank genome assembly